Messenger RNA from Symbiodinium sp. CCMP2592, 3645 nucleotides. Lineage: Eukaryota; Dinophyceae; Suessiales; Symbiodiniaceae. The record is from the annotation of a GenBank genome assembly.
AUGGCCAAGAAACGACUUGAAGAGUUUGGUAAGUUUCUUGACAUGGCCCAACCGAGGUUAGUGGAACAAGUUUCAUGCAGGACUUUGAUGAUCCUGAAUGAUGCGGCGUUUGAAACGGAUUCAGGAACUGGAGGCCUGGGGGGCGUCCUUCUCACCGGGUCAGGCUCGGCACUCUCUUUCUUCAGCGUGCCGAUCUCAGAGCAGCAAGCCAAGUCUAUGUCGUUGCAAGAUGAGCAUACCAUCAUAUAUGAGCUCGAAAUGUUCGGGGUCUUGAUCGGUUUCAAGCUCUUGGUCGAAAAGACAGCUGCUUUCGCAGAAUCAUACGAACAGCCAGGUGCUGUUGCUGGAACUGGAGUGAUUUUUUAUAUCGAUAAUGAUGCUGCGAGACAUGCAUACAUCGCCGGCUCUUCGAAGAAAGGGGUUGCUGGGAUUCUUAUCGAUGAAGUCAAUUUCCUGGAGUAUGUCCACGGCAUCUUGCCGUGGUAUGCGAGAGUGGCAUCACCCGCCAAUCUGGCUGAUGAAACAUCGAGGAUGAAACUUGAUAGAGUCAAGAGGCUAGGAUUCAGAGACGAGUCCGUCGAGGCGACCAAAGCGGUGUUAUCAAUUGUUGGGCCCAAGGAAAAGUCCAGGAUCGUGCUGGAUAACUCAGUGACCGUCACGGCCCAGCCAGACAAGCUCAUUGCAGAGCACAGCACGCCGCUUGAGCUGCAGUGGUGCAUGCAGCGACGUGGCCUGGCCUUCGGCAUGAAUCGCAUCAUCUCCUGGGAGACUCAUGAGAAAUGGGUUUGCUACUUGUUGCAGUGCUUGACUUCUGACUCCAUCCCAGGAUACAGUCCUGUCACAGUCGCCCAGGUCGUUAAAGCUGAUUCUGAGAUGUUCCUGUUGAUGUCCAAGGAGAUCAAGAACGUCAAGGCAAGCGCAACAGGCGAGAUGGAGGCUGACACUCUGUUGGAUCGCUUGAGAACGGACCCACGGAUCACUAUGCAUUUGCUCCCGUUGCCCAAAGCCCUCAGCAGCCUUGCGACUGAUUCGGUCAUCGACGGAUCUCUUGAUGGGGACAAGAACCCCAAGAAAAGGCCGCGCCGCGAGCGCCGCACAUCCGCGCUCACGGGGGCGGUGAAGGUGGACAACAUGCCCAAAGAGCUCAAGGACUGCAAGUUCUACACCGAUCAGUCAGGCCGCCGACUUUGCUGGACUCACAACACUGGGACUUGCAAUGCUGCGACAGAUGGAGGACACCCGCCAGCAUGCAAGCGCGGAGUGCACGCCUGCAUGGGAUGCCGGAAAGCUGGCCACGGAUGGUCAGCCUGCUGCUUUAACAAAGCCAAUGGCAAAGGCAAAGGCGGGAAAGGGGGAGGAAAAGGAUCCGGGAAGGCUGACGGGAAGACCGACAAAGACUCCGAAGUGCGUGAAGAGCCGGCUUUGCAGCAUCGUGAUUCUUCCGUGUGCUCGGCCCGAGCCUUCGCUGCCGAUCCUGCUCAUGCCCAUUUCGAGCCGAACCGUUCGAGAUUUUCCUUUGCUCCGCACCGUGUGUCAGAUUUCGGCCAACACCCGGCUGAAGAGUUCGCAAGAAACUGUCUUCAGCAAGGCUCAGGCGACUCUUCAUCAUGGGUGGAACUCGCGGAGCUCUUGCCCGACGAAGAAUCCACCCGUGAAACAGCAAAUGACCCACUUGAGAAGUGUUUCAUCACAGGUGCCUACAACCAAGGCGGAAUCACCGGCGUGCGACGUCGCUGCCGAGAGUUCCCAGCCUGCACCCGUCUUCUGGUUGCCCUAGCUAGGAUUGCCUUCCCCGGUUUUAAGUUUACAUCAGUUGGCCUUUUCCGCAACAUGCAGACUGCUCUGCACAAAGACGCCAACAACUUGCCGGGAUCUCGCAACGGGAUCUGCGCCCUCAGUUCCUUCGAAGGAGGUCAGUUGCGUCUUCACCGCGCCGACGGGCCAGUGAACUUGUCACUCAGUGAAGGACCACUUCAGUUUGACCCCUUUCUUGAGCACGAGACACUGCCAUGGGCUAAUGGUUUAAGGAUAGUUUUGGUUGCCUUUUCGGUGAACCGCCUCGAGCGCCUUACGCCGGAACACCGGGCAGUGCUGACUGCAUUCGACAUUCCUCUGCCGCUUUCUAAGGACCAGCUUGAGCCAGUUUCGCAGUGCCCUCAGGACGAUGGAGAGGCCGGCAUGUUCCUUGAAUUGUUCGCCGGCACAGCCCGCUUGAGUCAGACAUUCACGCGCUUGGGUUUCCAAGCUCUGGCUUUCGAUAAGGUCUGCAGGUCCAGCCAUCCCGUUCAAGCACUCGAUUUCGCUGAUCGGUCGGAGUGUGAGGUCGUGCUGCAAUUGAUCCAGGACCAUGCCUCUUCAUUGCAGUAUGUGCACAUGGCACCGCCUCAGGAAACUUGCUUGGCUGCCCGGAACAAGGAAUCUGCAAAUAACCUGGCCCCUCCGGCCCGGUCUCCCGCGCAGAUACUCGAGGCUCAGAUCGAUGAACGAACCAAGCUCCUUGUAGAUAACCUUUUGACUGGACGCGCAGCCCGCGAGGAUCUGGGAAAAUCGCGACUGGCCGAGUGGAACGAGAUCGCUAAGGAACUCGAGCCCGUAGAGGAACAAGCUCGGAAAUCAUUGGAUCCUUUGGUGAGCAAGAUCAUCGAUGGGAAGAGAACCUUCCUACUCGAGCGGUUGCUCGCCGACUCGUCCUUUCCAGACCAGUCCUUAGUCCCCGACCUUAGGUUCGGCAUCAUCCAAGGUGCCAAGACUAGAGUGAUAGACGACGGAAAGGCAGCCGGAAUCAAUCAGACCGUUGGAUUGCCUGAACGUUUUAGGCUACACAACAUUGAUUUCAUCUCAGCCUUCCUGGUCUGGGCCAUGAUGGACCCACGGGCUAAAGGGAAGCAGGUAUCGGGGAAAACUAUUGAUUUAAAGUGGGCGUACAAACAGUAUGCUGUCGAUCCCUCAGAUCGAGAAAUCUUCAGAAUCCUUGUGCUUGACACUUGCUCGAGGAAACCCAAAUUCUUCGGAGCGGCAGCGCUCCCCUUCGGGACGACGGGAUCCGUGGCAGGUUUUCUGAGAACGUCUGCGGCCACGUGGCACAUCGGCUCCGCCCUGCUGGGCCUUUCUUGGUGCAAUUAUUUUGACGACUUUCCUCUUUUCAGUUUGGACGAGCAUUGCCCUUGUGCCGAAUCAUGUGCGGAGGCCCUGCUUGACAUCCUCGGAAUAACUUUCGCAAGGGAAGGUAAGAAAGCCACCGAAUUCUCCAAGCAAUGUCGGGCCCUUGGCCUGAUCAUAGAUCUGAGUGAAUUCGGAAAUGGAGUCGUGUACAUCAAGCACACGCCAGAGCGCAUUCAAGAAUUGAGGCAGACCCUCACACGCAUUCUUGAUUCCGGCUUGCUUGAGUCGUCAGAGGCUGAAGCCCUUCGAGGCAGACUCCACUGGUUCAGCUCUUUCCUUUUCGGCCGCCGGCCCUGCCAAGCCUUGAGAGUCUUAGGUCUUAGGGCUAAAGGUUUAGAUAGGGGUAGGAAGCUGAGCAGUGACCUUCGUGACGCUCUCACGUACCUGCGUGAUCGAGCUCUGGAGUCGCCACCUGUGCAGCUCACUCCUGACAUCAAAGAACCUUUUACGUUUUUACUGACGGAAGCCUCGAAGGAGAUGUAG